Messenger RNA from Oryza brachyantha (malo sina), 1116 nucleotides. Its product is annotated as transport and Golgi organization 2 homolog. NCBI's taxonomy places the organism in Eukaryota, Viridiplantae, Streptophyta, Magnoliopsida, Poales, Poaceae. The coding region runs from base 52 to 852 and encodes 266 amino acids. The record is from RefSeq and is a predicted model, not a curated record. The transcript is spliced from 5 exons.
AUCACUUGAUCACAAAGACAGUAGUAGAAAACACCUGACGACUCUGAAGCCAUGUGUAUAGCGGCAUGGGUUUGGCAAGCUCACCCGGUGCACCAGCUUCUCCUCCUGCUCAACAGAGAUGAGUUCCAUAGCAGGCCGACAAAGGCAGUAGGAUGGUGGGGAGAGGGCUCAAAGAAGAUUCUUGGUGGUAGAGAUGUUCUUGGUGGAGGGACAUGGAUGGGGUGCACAAAGGAUGGCAGGCUUGCCUUCCUCACCAAUGUGCUCGAGCCAGACGCCAUGCCAGGGGCUCGCACAAGGGGUGAUCUCCCCCUCAGGUUCCUGCAGAGCAACAAGAGCCCGCUUGAAGUUGCAACGGAAGUGGCCAAAGAAGCUGACGAGUACAAUGGUUUCAACCUUGUACUGGCUGAUCUGACCACAAACGUCAUGGUUUAUGUGUCAAACAGGCCAAAGGGACAGCCUGCAACGAUUCAACUCGUCUCUCCAGGGCUCCAUGUGCUGUCCAAUGCAAGGCUAGACAGCCCUUGGCAGAAGGCCAUUCGCCUGGGCAAAAACUUCAGGGAGCUCCUCAGGAAGCAUGGUGACGAUGAGGUUGAAGCCAAGGACAUAGUUGAGAGCUUGAUGACUGACACCACAAAGGCUGACAAAGAUAGGCUGCCCAACACUGGCUGUGACCCAAACUGGGAGCACGGCCUCAGCUCCAUUUUCAUCGAGGUGCAGACUGACCAGGGACUCUACGGGACCCGGAGCACGGCCGUUCUGUCAGUGAACUAUGCCGGCGAAGCUAGCUUGUACGAGAAGUACUUAGAGAGUGGAAUAUGGAAGGAUCACACCGUGCAUUACCAGAUAGAGUAGAUGUGGGAGCCUCCAAUAAGAGGAGAAUGACGAAUGGAAAUUAAUACUUAGUGUGCAUGUAGUUCGAUCGAUCAAUCGAUCGAUCGAUCGAUCUCCUUCUUCCCCAGUAUAUUGAGAGAUGAAGAAGUGUUCAAUGAUUCGAUCUGUAACCAAUUGUGCGAUUAAACUAUUUACUGUGAGCAGAUUUAUGGCUUUGAAAGAUGAAAUUGUCACUGAUAUGUUGAAUAUAGAUAUAACAUAUCAUAUUAAUUCAGACUGUGUGUU